This is a messenger RNA of Saxophila tyrrhenica, 1026 nucleotides long. It is a transcript of the gene MIC33, whose product is annotated as putative mitochondrial 2-oxoglutarate/malate carrier protein. The transcript is spliced from 2 exons. Bases 1 to 1026 code for a protein of 341 amino acids. The record is from RefSeq and is a predicted model, not a curated record. Gene Ontology annotation, molecular function: transmembrane transporter activity. NCBI's taxonomy places the organism in Eukaryota, Fungi, Ascomycota, Dothideomycetes, Mycosphaerellales, Extremaceae. Gene Ontology annotation, biological process: transmembrane transport.
AUGAGCUCGACGGUGGACCAAGCGAAGGCCAAGGCCGACCAGGCUACGGUCGUCGCGAAAGAAGCUGCUGCUAAGACACAAGAGCUCGCACAAACCGCGAAGGAGGACCCAAAGGCAGCAGCACAGGGUUUCAUCCAUACCCCCUUCAUGCGCGCCGCCCUCCCCUUCAUCAACGGCGGCACCGCAGGCAUGGUAGCCACCAGCUGCAUCCAGCCCAUCGACAUGAUCAAGGUGCGUCUCCAACUUGCCGGCGAGGGCACAGCAGGCGGGCCCAAACCCACACCCAUAAGCGUAACCCGCGAAGUCAUUGCCCAAGGCAAAGUGCUCGACCUAUACACCGGACUGUCCGCUGGCCUCCUCCGUCAAGCCGUCUACACCACAGCUCGCCUCGGCUUCUUCGACACCUUCAUGAAGACGCUCGGUGCCCGCGCUGAGAAGAACGGACGUAAAAUCACCUUCUACGAACGCGCAGGCUCGGGUCUCACGGCGGGUGGAUUGGCAGCCAUGGUCGGCAACCCCGCCGAUCUCGCCCUCAUCCGCAUGCAGUCCGACGGCCUCAAGCCCAAAGGAGAACGAGCAAACUACAAAAGCGUCGUCGACGCCCUCUCCCGCAUCGCCAAAAGCGAAGGCAUCGGCGCCUGGUGGGCUGGCGCGUACCCUACGGUCGUCCGCGCAAUGGCACUGAACUUCGGCCAACUCGCCUUCUUCUCCGAAGCUAAAUCGCAACUCACAGACACCUCCUUAAGCCCACGGAUGCAGACUCUAAGCGCCUCAGCCAUCGCAGGUUUCUUCGCGAGUUUCUUCUCCCUGCCCUUUGACUUUGUCAAGACGAGGCUGCAGAAGCAAAGCAGAGGCGCGGACGGGAAGCUGCCGUAUAACGGGAUGGUGGAUUGUUUCCAGAAGGUGAUUAGGAAUGAAGGGCCGUUGCGGUUUUAUCGCGGGUUCUCGACGUAUUACGUGCGGAUUGCGCCGCAUGCUAUGAUUACGUUGAUUGUGGCCGAUUAUUUGGGGUUUAUCACGAAGUGA